This is a messenger RNA of Exaiptasia diaphana, 2789 nucleotides long. RefSeq names its product tiggy-winkle hedgehog protein. The transcript is spliced from 3 exons. Gene Ontology annotation, molecular function: patched binding; calcium ion binding. Bases 283 to 1512 code for a protein of 409 amino acids. The record is from RefSeq and is a predicted model, not a curated record. NCBI's taxonomy places the organism in Eukaryota, Metazoa, Cnidaria, Anthozoa, Actiniaria, Aiptasiidae. Gene Ontology annotation, biological process: cell fate specification; smoothened signaling pathway; protein autoprocessing.
CCGAUCAGCAUCAGGAAGUCUCGAUGCUACUGAAAAGCUAACAAAAUCUACAGAAAUAACAAUAGAGUGGCAGUCAAAUUCCUCUUAGCCAAUCAACGCCUCGCUACUAUGAAAGCCAUUUUAGUGCAUUGAAAUUGGCCAAACUGAACUACUUGUCACAAAGAUGUCGACACAACUCCGUGAAACCACCGCGAAAAUAGUCACUUCUAAACAUUUUCCGAGCUGAGAAAAUUUUGCCUGCGUACCAGCUAAGCUGAAUCAAGUCGAAUUCUUCAACUGACAAUGAAACUUGGUCCAUAUCAGUUUCUCUUUAACCCUAUUUUUGUCACUCUUCUGCUCUUCCAGUUUUCACUCAAAUUUGGCCAUUCGUGUCCCUCAAGAGGCGGGCUGUAUAGGCGAAAUUCGAGGAAACCUUUAUAUUUGAAGCAACGUGUACCAGACGUUGAAGAGUUUUCAAUUAAAGCUAGUGGAAAGUCUCAAGGGAAAAUCACACGAAAUUCUUCCAAGUUCAAUACUUUGGUAUCCUGCUAUAGCACCGAUAUCGURUUCAAAGAUGAAGAAGGCACCGGAGCAGACCGUAUCAUGUCGAAGAGACUUCGAGAAAAGCUGAGAAUCUUAGCUAAGAAGGUGAAGGAAAAAUGGCGAGGAUCAACAAGACUGAGAGUGAUUGAAGCWUGGGACGAAGAUGGAACUCAUUCUGCCCAUUCACUACACUACGAAGGAAGAGCAGUGGACAUUACAACAUCGGAUUUGGACAAACAAAAAUACCCCGAGCUUGGAAGGUUGGCUGUAGAAGCAGGGUUUGACUGGGUUUUCUACGAAUCGCAAGAACAUAUUCACGCUUCUGUAUAUGAUUACAAAGGUCAAAAAGAACCGUGGAAGGGCUGUUUCACGGCAAACGCGAAGGUAGUUCUAGAAGGCGGGAAAAGGAUCCCAAUCAAGAAUGUAAAACCUGGACARAAGGUGCAAUCAUUGGACGACCAGGGAAAAAUUGCCUUCAGCGAAGUAUUGUUAUUUCUUGAUUUCGAUCCAUGGGCUCAGAACAAAUCGUUUGUUAUCAUAGAGACGGAGAAACCAUUCAAAAGACUAGCGCUGACAAAAAACCAUUUGAUAUUUUAUAAGACCACUAAUUCUUCCGAAAGCCUGGCAAAAGUAAAGCUUGCUGGACUGGUGAAAAUUGGGGAAUAUUUAAUGGUUGAUCACGAGGGGAUCUUAAUGGCUUCACGAGUCAGUACUGUUGAUACUGGAAUAAGAAAUGGUAUGAUUGCACCUUUAACGACACACGGCAACUUGUUUGUAGAUGGUGUCCUCGCUUCCUGCUACUCGGAGGUAACCAACCAUCACCUCGCACACAUGGCAUUUUCCCCAGUGCGAUUUGUCAAGAAAUUCGCACCCGGACUUUUAAAGAAAAUGGACAUUUCAGUGGAGCAAAGAGGGUUGCAUUGGUUCGCGAGAUUUCUCAUUUGGCUGAAUAAGCUAUUUGGAAUAGCGGACUUUGCGUCCAAUUUCUAAACUCGCGGACCGAGAGGGCUAGUGUAUUACGUGGCCGAUAAUCCAGCAUUGUUGUUCAAGCUCAAAGACAAAGUGCUUUGAACAAAUCCUUUCAAUGAGCCAGCAUCCAUCUCUAAUCCAAGUAAACAAACAAAGAAAAUAGACUUCUUUAUUAUGCGAAGAUUUUUCAUCAUUGACCAACAUCAAUGCGGCAUUUUCAUUAAUCAUAACUUAUAUUAAAUUAGUUUAACAAAAGGAAAGACCUAAACGGACUAAAGAAGUGCAUGSAAAUUGUACAAAAAAAMCCACACAUCUGUAGGAUAUUGUUGGAGUUAGUGUUUGUACUAAUUGUGUACUCAUUGACGUUAAAGGGUGUCUUGGUGGCCCUUAAAGCCAGUUUUGCGUGGGAACACUCCUCCUUCUUUAAGGUUUAGGCUCUUCUUUAAAGCCGAUCUAGAUACGGUAUUAUUUAAGUGUGUAAUAUCAAUGUAGAGUAUAAAUAACUAUGUAUUUGUAUAUAAAAAAGACUAAUUAACUUAUACAAUUUAGCACAAAGUCGACUUUCUGUCGACCUUGUGGACGAGUCAUUUGAAAGAAAAGACGGAAAAUUUCCAAAGAGAUUUGACAAGGGUUUAAGCAAUGAAAGCAUUUAAGGUGAUGCUACCAACUCGCAGAGCUAACCUAUUAUAACGAGUAAAACCUUAACAAUUUCACAUUAGUUUUCUUUGAUUUGAAAACCUAUUUUGCAUAAUUUUGAAUCUAGUAGCUCAUUAAUUGUUAAAUUCGCAUGGCUUAAUUUAUCCUACCAGCGCCAUGUUCUCUGCUCGAACAAUGCACAGGAAAUGGCUUUAUUUACUAAGUUUCGGGCUGUCAGUCUUAGGGUAGACGAUUGACUUAGGUGUUGUAAACUAGCGUGGCAAGACCAAAAAUUGAACAUGAAUCAUAUCUUAACCAAAUAUCAAAAAUCUUUUUUAUUUUUACAACUUAGGAGUUUAAAAACCUAUACACAUUGUUUAAGCCGAGGGGUGGGUCAUUCCUACUUCCAUCGGAUAUAUUGAUAUAGUCCUAAUAUAUUCGGACGUCAUUUGUGUAGAUUUGGAUAGCAGUCCUCUAGUCUAGUCGGGCUGUCUUUGAAAAUAAACCCAUGUUUACAGCCUUAAAAUUAAUUUGGACAACUUACAGAAACGAUUUCUUCUUCGGGGAUUCUUUUUAGGAUGAGAAUCGAAGUUUGCAUAAUGUAUUUGAGUGCUGGCACCACAAAUUUGUAAAGAAAAUAUUAUUAAAAAUUGUAAAAGCUC